UAAUUGAGUAAUAUGUCGAUUUUUUUUGUUGUUACCAUGAUGCCCGGGGAGAACCAUUCAAAAUCGGCAGGAAUUGCCUCAGAUAUCACCAAAGGAGUUUGUAAAAAUUGCACAGUUUUGCACCAGAACUUAAAGGAAUACGUAGCGGCACUGCUGAUAUUGGAACGAAAGAUAAUUGACACAGACCAUCUGUUGACUGAAUACCAGGAGAAAUGUGAUGAGCUUCAGAAAUCUCAAAGGGAGACUAGUAAGCUACAUCAAGAACUGGAUGAGCUGCUGUUGAAAAUGGCGCCAUUAGAAAGGCAGAACGAGGAGUAUGAGGCAAUGCGAUCGGAAUUGGAGGAGAAGAAAAGCUCCCUGAAAAAUUAUCAGCAGACAUCUGAGGAGCUUGACAGAAUGAAGGAAGAGAACAUAAAGUUACUCACUUCAAAGAAGAAUCUUGAAAACCAGUUAAAAACAUUUGAAGAUUCCAGCAUCAAGAAAGAUCAUGAAAUUACACAACUGGAAAAGGAGAAGACAAAAUUGGAAGAAAAUCUUCACACAACUCAGAACUCCCUGAAACAUUAUCAGCAGACAUCUGAGGAACUUGACAGAAUGAAGGAAGAGAACAUGAAGUUACUUUCUUCAAAGAAGAAUCUUGAAAACCAGUUAAAAACAUUUGAAGAUUGCAGCACCAAGAAAGAUCAUGAAAUUACACAACUGAAAAAGGAGAAGAAAAAAUUGGAAGAAAAUCUUCACACAACUCAGAAAAAUCUGGAAGAACUGGAGUUAAAGAAUCAGAAAGAUUUAAUGAAUGUAACAACUCAAACAAAUUUUCCAGAAGAGCCAAAAACUGACAAAGCUAAAGUCAAACAGCUUAUAGAAGAACUUUGGUCAUGCAUAGAGCCUCAGUCCUCACAGGCUACAAGCCAGCUACACUUUUCUGGCCUACCUUGUGAGUCAUCUGAUUACCGCAGUGACCCCUUGAAGUCUUGCAGUGUGUCGGUACAAAGGACUAAAGGACCACCUGAAGCUCCAAAUACUAUAAAAACUCGGAAAAGAAGUCGGGCAUCAGGAGAGUUGCUGUACAGUAACACCUUGGUUGAGAAAACGACAUCCCCUGGUGCAUCACUGAAUGGAAGCCAUGAGGAGGACAUUGAGGAGAUAUUAGAUUGCUUCAAACCGCUGCCACCUCUUCUGUCUCCAGUGAUCUUUACCUCGCCUGAAAAAGCACUGUUUGGAGAUCUGUCCGAUUCCAGUGAUGAUGAGAAAUUUGAUGUUGACCGUCAAGGCACUGAAUUAUCCACAAGGGAGACCACGGACGUGUCGAUGGUAUCAGCCCCAGCUGACAGUGACAUCCUGGAUUUUUCAAAUCCUUGUGGCACACUCACAAAAAUGUGUGUCAAUUCCAGGGACGAGGAAAUGAAUAUAUCUCACUCAGAGAUUCAGUUGUGUGAAGUAGAAAAUGAGAAGGUUGAACAUGCUAAUGAAACCAUGAUGUGCACAUCAGAUGAACCUCUGGUGGAUGGAUUGUCAGAAUCAUCCCCUGGUUCUUUUGUUAAACAGACUGUGUGCAGCGGUGCAUCAACAGAACAGUCUACCCCCGAACAUACCGGCCUUGUGAAAAACAAGGGCUCUGAUGCUGAAGAUAUGGUGGUUGUGGAAACCCCGCAAAAGGAAAAGGAAAUUUAUGCUGAAGUUACUUGUGAGAAGGCCUUACCAAUAUUGCCAAACAAACUUACUGGUGACCACCAAGAUAGUUGUUCCACUGUGUACAGCGAAUCCAUUCUAGGACCACAUAUAUCCCCUCUUAAAGUGAGCAGUGACAACCUUGGACACAGCAAAGAUGCGGAUGUUCCUUCGGAAACUCCCACAUUUCAUAGUCAUUUAAUUCAAGGCUCUCUUUCCCCCUGUUUCACUCAACCAAAAGAGUCCAAUGAAACUCAAUAUCAGAACCCCCUGAGUACUUUAAAUGACACACCCAAUGAUGAUGCCAAAUCUGAACAGAUUGUGUCUAAAGCCAAAUCUGAAGUAAAUUCUGCUCAUGGCCCAGAAGAAACCAUUUGUUUUUCUGAGGACAAUUGUCAUAUUGAUGCUAAUGUGUUGGAUUUGGCAGAAAGCACUUUGACUUCAAAAUCUCCACUUUGUUCAAAUGAUGGAAUCAGUCAACCCAAAUAUGUAGGCCCAAAUGCUUUGCACUCAGAGAUUUUUACUGGACCAGAUGUCAAUUUGACUCCACCCUCUGAACCUGUAACUACUAGUGAGCUACCCUGUAGAGCUGUGAAUUCUGAAGAUCGGAUAAAACCAUUGGAAAUAAUUCAGAACGGAGCUCUCUCUGAAGUGUCAAACCAUAUGAUUGAAAAUGUACUUGCAACAAAGGAAUGUGAGAAACCAAAUGAAAUGGAGGUGAAUGCAUGUGAAGAGCAGGAGUUGACUCAAACAUGCCAAGUGCCUGCCUUGAAUUUACUGGCCAGCCCAAGUAAAACCAGCUCAGAGAAUAUUGAUAAUCCCUUGAGUAGGAUUCCAUCUUGUAGUGACAUAAAACCUCUUGUGGAAACUGACUCCACUCCAGCAGAAAUUCCAGCAGAUGAGGACAGAAUCAAAGGAAGUAGUUCUAAUGAUCUUGAAAAAUACAAAGAAUCAUCAGAUGAACAGGAGAGUUUUGGUCUGCAGCGGAAAGUUAAAACUAUCUACCAGCGUGCUGGAAACCAAGCAUCAACUGAGAGUGAAAAAGGUUUAACAAAGCCUGAACAAGAUUCAGUUGUAACUCAAGAGGAUUCUGGAAAAAAUCCAGGAACAAGCUAUGAAUCACAGGGAAACCCUUCUGAAAUGAGUGAAAAAUCCUUAGACUCAGCUCUGGUAGAACUAGAUUCAUCAGCAAAUGGUUCUCAAGCAGAGGUUACUGCAGAUAGUAUUCCAAUGGAAGAAACAUUUACAGCAAUAUUAUGUGAAAAUCAAGUGUUGGAUGCUCUUGAAGUGCCCUUAAAAGAUGAAAGUAAAGAAUGUAAAAGCAAUGUGAACCAGUCACAGAAAAUAACAGACCAAGGAUGUAGUUUGUACCCUGAAUUCUCCUCAGAGCUGAAAGAAAGCCUAUGUCCCCUGCAGGCAGAUGACAGAACUGAUGAAAGCACCGAAAGCAAAAUAACACAAGAGGUGUCAGCUGACAAACCUGAGGAUGUGAAGAAUUGUUCCCUGAACAAUAGCAGAGACAUUCCCACUGAUGAUACCCAGCCUGGGAAUUUCAGAAAUCCAACAAUUCCCAGCCGCAAACGGCAACAUUCUGGUAAUUGUCAGGAGAGAUCUCUAAAUCUGAAAGACGAGCUCAAAUUGACAAAUCCACUCAUGUUAGCAACCACUUACACUUCAAUCCCAGAGAAGUCUCCAGAAUCUAUAAGGAAAGUUCGCUUUAAAAUGGGGCCACCUCUCCCUCCUCUGCUUAAUCCCCUGACAGUCACCCCUCCAAGAUUUGGGACACAGGAGCUACAGACGGUUCCUAGCAAAUUAUUAAUUCCUUCAAUUGAAGGAACUCCAAUACAAGAAACUUCAAUAGCACCGCUCAUGUCACCACACUCAGAAGAUCCAAAUGUGAAUUCUCCAUGUUUGUCCAUAUCAUCUGCUGGUGACACAAAACGGAGAAGACUAAUUUCUUCUCCACUGCAGUUCUGCGCAACAACUCCGAAACAUGCUGUUCCUGUUCCUGGGAGGCUUCCACCCGCAGCAUCAAAUUCUUCCAGCUCAUCCCCUAGUGCUCCUCAGGAGAACUCUGUCAGAAUUCUUGACACAAUGUAUCCCGAACUCUCUGCCCGGGCACGGACUCUUAACAUUCUGCGAAGGACUGUUAAUUUUAACAGAUGUGCACCUGAUACUGGGACGACAACACCAGACCCUGUCGGUCAAGUAUCCCGAUUUAAGGCUGUCAAUUCUUCCAGGGUACUUACUAAAACAGAACAAUCUAAUGAAAAUGAAAUUGGGUUUAACCCAUCGAUAGAAAACAAUAGUACAUCCAAAGAUGGUUCAUCAGCUGUUAUAGGGAAAUUUGUGAAAAAACCUGGAGUGAACGUGCUGUUGCCAAAAAGUGCAAUUAAAUUGGAUAAUGACUCACCAGUCCCUGCUAAGCCUCACGGAUGUCUUGCAAAUCAUAAGGAGGUUAGUCAGGGGGAAUCUGCUGGGACCAGGGAAGAUGGACAAGUAGGCAAUGCAACCAGUGCACAAAAUCCAAUAAUGGAUGCAUUAAAAAAGAUUGGAACAUCUUGUUUUGAUUUAUUGCCUGUAAUUAGGAGUCAUGUGAGCAUCACAAAAAUUUCAAAAGUGCCAGUGUUGAGAGAUGAAGAAAAGGAGGUCAUCCAUGAGUUCUGUGUGGUGAACAAGCACUUAGCAGAUGAUCUGCUGUCUGCCAUCCUAGUGAAGAUGAAAACAGAGAAGAACACCAUCUGUGGAAUGUACUUGCAAGCGCUCUGCAGGGUCUACACUGGAAUCUGUCGACAAACAGAAGACUGGGAAAGAGCCCAUCUCUUUAUUUACAGUAUCUUGAAAGAAGAUUUUCCAGACUCAGCAAAACUGAUUCUUUUCAUUGUGACCACGUGGUUCAAUGUCCUCUCCCAAACGGGUGUGUUAUGCAAGGCCAUACAUGCCGUUUUGAGGCUGAGGGCCCAUGGCGAGGUGCUGCCCUGUUUAACUGCCUUUCUUGACUGGGAAAAGAAUCCUCCAAGUGACUGUGAGAAGAUAAUAAAAAGCACAUUGAUGGCGCUGAGAAUGGGAGUGAAUAUGAAAUUCCUUAAGCAUGAUCGGCACGGCGAUGAUCUGAAUCAUGCUGCAUGGACAUACGUAUUCACACUGGACCUCCUUUGUACACAGCAGCAAUGGAAGUGGACUCAUGACAAUAUAAUAUGCAAAGAGCUGUGGCCCAUCAUGAACAGUUGGGUGAUACAGUCAAGGUCCCGGCAGACACCUAUUCCGGAUAUUUCGGUUGCAACUACUCUGAGAUUAAUUGGGCGACUUGGGCAGUUGGGCAUUAAAGAGAAGUCUAUCGCUUCUGUCAAAAAUGUUGCUAAAGUAAUCAACACAUUUGGGAGACAUGGAAAAGGAGAAGGUGUCCCCUGGCCAGUUCAGUUGGCAGCAGUCUACACAAUAUAUGACCUUUCGCCCAGCAACCCGAAGGAGGCCAUGGAUGCCCUGGCAGCAUGGCGAGGGGAAACCACGGAGACGGUGCCCCCUGCUGUCACCAGCUGCAUCACUCAAAUCGGCUCUGUGUGCCGCUACAUCAAAUCAUGAUGCAGACAGAAUCAACUCCUCUUUUAGACAUUGCCAACGCUAACGUCCUCUUUCCCUGUUGCUAUGUUAUUUUCUGAAAGCUGCCGUCUCCCAUCCUCUCUGAAUUAUCAAUGGUUUAUAUAUAUAUAUAUACCAUAUAUAGACCAUAGGCUGUAUUUAUAAAUCUUGCCUGGAAAAGAUCACUUUGUAAAGGAUUUGUUUGAUCUUAGUGUACAUAUUUGUAAUCAUUUAACAUAAUUUAGAAUGGAAAUUAAACAACCUUGUUUUUGAUGUUCAGUUGAAAUGCAUUUCUACAUAUAUUUUUGUUAAUAAAUAAGUAAAAUGGUUUA
Molecule: messenger RNA, 5579 nt
Organism: Anguilla anguilla (European eel)
Lineage: Eukaryota; Metazoa; Chordata; Actinopteri; Anguilliformes; Anguillidae
Gene: ice1
Product: KIAA0947-like (H. sapiens)
Exons: 23
Coding region: 13-5250 (1745 amino acids)
Source: RefSeq, a predicted model, not a curated record